This is a messenger RNA of Nothobranchius furzeri (turquoise killifish), 5807 nucleotides long. RefSeq names its product ASXL transcriptional regulator 2 (gene asxl2). Lineage: Eukaryota; Metazoa; Chordata; Actinopteri; Cyprinodontiformes; Nothobranchiidae. Gene Ontology annotation, molecular function: peroxisome proliferator activated receptor binding; DNA binding; chromatin binding. Gene Ontology annotation, biological process: positive regulation of transcription by RNA polymerase II; animal organ morphogenesis. Gene Ontology annotation, cellular component: PR-DUB complex. The record is from RefSeq and is a predicted model, not a curated record.
AAAAUAUAAUUUUAUUAUAAUUAUAUGUUGUGAAAUGUACUUUCUUUAGCUACAUACAGUAAGAUGACGUUCCCAGUGGUCAGUCACGUGACUUUUUACAGUAAAUCCAAUAUGGCAGACGGAGUGGUUCUUGCACGGUAACUAAAGCAACGUUUCAACAAAAGCUGUCAAAUUAAACACUACUCAGCCACAGGACGUCCACUAUGAGGGAGAGGCAGAAGAAAAAGAAGGGGAGAACCUGGGCGGAAGCCGCUAAAACGGUUCUGGAAAAGUACCCCAACACACCUAUGAGCCAUAAAGAGAUCUUACAGGUGAUCCAAAAAGAAAGGCUUAAGGAAAUAAGUGGGACCUCUCCGCUGGCCUGCCUGAAUGCAAUGCUGCACACAAACUCUCGUGGUGAUGAGGGAAUCUUUUACAAAGUUCCAGGCAGGAUGGGCGUCUACACACUAAAGAAGGACAGCUCAGAUGUUGUGAAGAAGCUCUCAGAAGAGGGCUCUGAUGACAGCAGUGAUGAUCUGUCUGACUCCAGAAGCUCAGAGAACAAUGGCGCUGCUGCUACAGAGGGCAGGAGAGGAAGGUGGAUGCGAAGAGUUCCUUCCAAGCUGCAGUCACAGCCGCCGUCGUCUCCGCAGCCGCAGUGCUCAUCGCCUCCCGUCCCCACCUCUAAACUCAUCUCACCCUCGCAGAAACACAGCAAGAAAGCACUGAAACAGGCCUUGAAGCAACAGCAUCAGAGAAACCAGCGCAGACAGGGGGGAAUGCCAACCAUCUCCAGUUCCAGGCUGCUUCUGAAGACCAUCAAAGACAUGGCAGAGAACAUCACAACAAAAACUGACUUAUGCCACCCAGUCAUGCCUAGAAAGGUUUCCCAGAGAUCCAGCCGCCUCAGUGCAGGUCAGAUAAAACGUACAAAGUGCAAAAUCGAUGUGGAGACACCAGACUCUAUUUUGGUGAACACCAACCUGAGAGCAAUCAUCAACAAGCACACCUUCUCCAUCUUGCCUCCAGAUUGCCAGCAGAAGCUGCUCAGACUCCUUCCUGAAGUCGACCGACAGGCGUGUUUAGAUGGUCUUUUGAAGGUCACCGGUUCUGCCUUAAACAACGAAUUCUUCACAUCUGCAGCUCAGUCAUGGAAGGAGAGGCUGGCUGAAGGGGAAUUCACUCCGGAGCUGCAGCUUCGAAUGCGUCAAGAAAUCGAGAAAGAAAAGAAAGUUGAGCACUGGAAGGAAGCUUUCUUUGAGCGCUAUUAUGGGGAAAAUUCAGGCCUCAGCUAUGAGGAGUCCAAGGCGCUGACGAAGGCCGAUCUGAAUCAAAAACCUUCCAGACUCCAGUCUAUUUCUGACCGGGUUAGGUCUGCCGCUCAGGCGCCAGAGGACAGGAAGCGCUCCAAGAACAGCAGCUCGUCGGAUCCUGCUAAUGGCGCGAAGCCAACUCACACUUCACAGGAGCCUCAGAAAGGACAUCAGGGUCACAAAGAGUCCGUCUCCGUCUUAGAACCCAUGAAGACCCGACGCUCGCACAGCGCAGAGGAGCGAAGGUUGAACUCCGCUGCAAAGGCUGGCUCUCUUCCUUCGGUUAAAACAUCAGAAGCCGUGAAGCAGCCUGAGCACAAGUCACCUUCUACCCCUGCUGAUAAGGAGCAUGAAGAAGAGAAGAAAAGUGAGCUCCCUCAGUCACCUGUAAAGGAAAGUCCUCCAUCAAAGGCGGGUUCAGAUCUAAGCGAGGAUCAGCUGGGGACCCCGGCUAAGCCUGCUGUCGAUAGCAAAGAGGUCAUUGCGGAGCCCAGCGGCACGUCAGACCCUCAGAAGAGGAAAUCAGUCAGCGAGACUGAGGGGGAGGUGACACCAGAGAAAAGACCUCGCUUGUCCUCAGUUUCUUCAGUGUUUUCAAUCUCAUCUGCGUCUCCUUCAGCGUCCUCUUUAUCCAGUCCUGCUACACCUUCUCCAUCCAGUCAGAGAGUUCCACCGCUCAAGAUCCCAGUGUCACGAAUCCUUCCCGUUCCUCUGUCACCCAAUCAGAUCUCACCGCGGACUCCCCUCCACGCCCCACUCAGCAGCCCAGGUCGCACCGGUGCUCGCACUUUGGCUGACAUCAAAGCUAAAGCUCAGCUUGCACGAGCACAGCGUGCUGCUGCGGCUGCAGUGUCCUCUGCAUCGAAGGGACCUGGGCCGGGGGGAGGAAGUGGUAAUCAGACCCAGGCAUCACCAAGUCCCAGCCCAACAUCCCCUCAAGCACCAACCAGGUCACCAGCCACCAGCAGCUGCCACUCCGGUGGACUUUCUCCCAGUUUGCCUAGCUUAAACCAGCCUCAGAUAUCUGACACAAAUAGAAAUGGUGAGAUGCACAAACAUCACUCUGUUGGUACAGGUGGGUCACAAAGCAUCCACAACUGUUCAAACGCAUCAGCGCAGCCUGGGGAGCAGGCCUCCCCAAAGGCUGCAGGGUCACUAACCAGGACCAGCUCCUGCAUCCCUGCUAACAACCCGCUGGUGACUCAGCUUCUGCAGGGCAAAGAGGUUCCACUGGAACAGAUUCUUCCUAAACCAUUAUCCAAGGUGUCCAGCCCACCCGCCCAGCUCUCCGCUAGUAAACUCAAGACUCCUCAGUGUGUUGAUCAAAGUACUGAGAAGCAGAUGGAUUCUGGAGAACGACCCGGACCUUUGUCAGAACACGCAAAGCAUCACAGGGAACUUCCCGAUAAGGCGACCCAGGAUCAGAUCCUCCAGGCACUAAUGCAGAGGAAACUCCAGCAGAACCAGCCUUCUGGAGGCACGGGGUCUCCGUCCUCACAGCACAACGUGCAUCACAUGAUACACGCCGAGGAACAGCAGGAUCAGCCUAGAUGUUUUGUUGGCUUCUUAGGUCGAAAGAGAGUUCCCAGACCUGCCAUGACAGGACAUUAUUUACUCAACGUGUCCACGUACGGGCGAGGACCAGAGAGCAGGAGGCUGCAGAUGCCCGUUUGUCCAAAAAAGGUUGUUUCUAAUCUAAAAAGGGAAAGCACAGAAGGGAAUGAGGUGAGUAGGGAAGAAGGAGUGAAAUCCGAGCAGCAGGGAUCUUCAGGAACUAAGAGUGACGACACGGAGAGCUCUCAGUGUUGCCCCGGCAUAAAGACUGAACCUGGAUCAGAGGAUAGUUCAACUGGUGAUGAUGACCGCACCAGCGCUAAAGCCAAAGACACCAGCUGUUUUCCUCAGCCACACCGAAGCCACCUCGAUCUCUGCAAUACUAAUCAAGGAAACUCCGAGCCAUAUCCUGCCCACAUGGACCCAGGUCACCAGCAACUGGCUGCCUUCCAAGGCCAGAGAACUCUUGAUAAUCAGGAACCCGUAGAAACUUCGCGCUACGACGGCACCAUCAGCGUGUCUGUACCUCACUCUCUGAACCACGACGCAGCGGGCUCCGGUUCUUUGUCAGCCUCCUCUGAGGCCGACGGCGGGAGCAUCUGUGGGAGGGUCAUGUCAUUCUCGGUGACCGUCACCACCAUACCCGCUGAACACUCGUUAGAACACGCCGGUCAGGGCGAGCCCUCGCUUAACCAAUCAUACAUGGAAGGCUCCAACAUGGAGGACGUCCAGUCUAAAUGCUACUGCCGACUGAAGGCCAUGAUCAUGUGCAAAGGGUGUGGAGCCUUCUGCCAUGAUGACUGUAUCAGCCCUUCCAAACUGUGUGUCUCUUGUUUAGUAGUACAAUAAUAUAAAGUUAAUAAUUACAUGUUUUCUAUAUAUGUAAAUGAUAUAUUUGUGGCACAAACGAGCAUCAGGUUACUUAGCCCCAACAGCCAGCAUCUGGUUACGUUCAGCAGAGUGAGACUUUACACUGGAUGAUCUUGUUUUUAUCCACUAACGUUUUUAAAUUAAAAACUAGAAAUGCCAACAAGUUUCUAAUCCGUUUACUCGCCUGUCAGACCAGAACCGGCUUUUAAUGAAUUUGUUUUUAACAAUGAGGGAAAAUGAUUGUUGCUGUUUUUUUGGAUCUUUAUGACUGUUAUACGUCGAGACUGAACCUCUUCUUUCUUUUUAGUUUAAUAAUCGGAUCAAAUGGGUCACGUUUAGCGUCACAAAAGGGCACGAAUGAUAAUCAUGGGUUGUGAGGACCUCCUGUUAGGGAUUUAUGCAUAAAUGGCAGGGAAGAGCAACUAUUUUAUGUUAACAGGUACAUUAUUACAGAACAGAUGUAUUUAAAAAGAUGUAUAGUUUAUCAGUAAAGUAUAUUCUCUAAUCAGUGAUUGCACAUCAUGACGUCAAGGAAAUAUGCCAAAGCACUUGAACCCCCUUAGAUAAAAGGUAGAAGCCGAAAACGGCGCUAAAAUUCAGACGUGUAAAGAAAAAAAACGUAUUUAUAUAUAACCUUUCCUUUUGGUAAACACAUGUUUCCAUAUCAGAUAAAGGUCUUAAGUAAACUUCUACUGUUCAAACCUGCUUUUUUUCUGGACUAAGAGCCGUUUUUGUAGAUAUUUUUUCUAUAUCUUGUGUUUUUAUAGAUCGAUCAGCCAUGGUAGUGACUAAAUAAUGUCAUUGGGAAAAAAUGAAGACAUAUUUGUUUAUUAUUUGUAAAUAAUUGUUAUUUGCCUAACUUUGUGCAAAACCACCUUCCUUAAGCAGCUUUUAUUGCAACGGUCUUGUUGAGCGUGUGGAGAAAAAUGGUGGAAAAGGAGUUUUUAUGCUAAAGUAGUAAAUGAUAUUGGAAGUUUUCUGCACGGCACGCUUGAUUUAGUAAAAGCAUCACGAGGUACGAUAAAUCAGAUUAAUAACACUUCACUUCUUCCAGUGUAAAAUAUACUGUUAUUUUCUUCCAUUUUAAGGUGGUUUCAGCCUUUUUAAGCCCCAGUUUUUUAAUAUCCCAUUUAUGCCACGUAAUGUUGUGCACAUGCGGCGCAGGGAACCCUCUGUUGUUUUCACUGUGAUAAUAUAACACAGCAUGGGCUCAGUUUACCCAAUUCCCUCUCAGAAACGGUCAGCGUGAAAUCGUUACCUCAAGAAAAAUAAAGACUAAUGAAAUGAGUUUUUAAAUCUCCAAACGGUGCAGAAAUGUUCCCGUUUAUUAUGGUAGUUACUUUAAAGGCAACAUGCCAAAGUCACCUUAGAGAAAACGGAUAAUCAGAAGUUGUUUAUCAUUUCACACAAGUUAAGUCAUAGUAAUAUAUUUUAAUUAAUAUAUUUUGAUAUAAAGAUCUAUUAGCGUUUUUUCUCUCUUUUUGACAAAUCAACAGGGUAUUUACUGUAGUAAUUUAUUAACUUGUCCAUGUUUUCUAUAGUUUUGUGUCGAGUGGGACGUGCACCAUACAUAGAAACAUAAUGGACGGCUUUAAUCAGCCCACUGGUUUAUUAUGUGUGUGUCAUCAAAAACAAAGUGUGCUUUCUAAGGGGUCCAUUAAAUUUUAUUUUAUUAUUAAAGUGGAGGAUGUUGUUUGUUGAAAUUUAAUAUGUUAAUAUGUUGAUUUCUGUUGAUGAUAUUGUUGAUUUCUCGUGAUUUGGCUGAAUGUGAUCCGAAGAUGCUGUAUUCACUCGUGUGGACUUUGGGAUUGGAAUGCACUUCAGGAAAGGCAGCUGAAAUCUUUUGUUGAUGACUGAAUUACGUGUCCAGUGGCAGCAGUCCCUGCUAUUACUGAAACGAGCUGUUUUUAUGCAUUUGGCUGAGUGGUUAUUGUGAAUGAUCGCCACCUUCUCCAGCUAUUCGUUUGUUUCUGUCUCAUUUUGCCUCCAAUAAAAUUCCAGUGAAUGUAACAUAGUAAUCUGCACUUGUAAACAAAAUGUAUUUUAUCAAAAGAAUCAUCGACUAUUGUAUAAAUAAAUAUUAAAACACAA